Paramacrobiotus metropolitanus is the source of this 1362-nucleotide messenger RNA. RefSeq lists its product as uncharacterized. Bases 232 to 1041 code for a protein of 269 amino acids. The transcript is spliced from 5 exons. The record is from RefSeq and is a predicted model, not a curated record. Lineage: Eukaryota; Metazoa; Tardigrada; Eutardigrada; Parachela; Macrobiotidae.
AAGUCUAUCUGUGUUAAGCCGGACUGCAUGCGCAAACGGCUGCACAUACUUACAUGCAAGAGCACGUGUUCAACUCAAAGUGACAACGUAAAUACUAAAUAGUUCCCCGUGGUUCAGAAUUUGAAACAUUUCAUCUCUGCUGUUUUGAAUUGUCAGCUUAUGACAUUAGUCUAGCUCAGUGACUAAUUUGUCGCCUGGAACUCAAUAAAGAUAAGUUGCCCUAACGUAAAUAUGGUUGAAAAACAUAAACUGCUCCCUCGACCCUUAAUGCUGAGCCGCGCUUCCAGCAUGGCCGAUCUGUCUCGCUCAUCCAGCUUUAGCGUGUUAGCGCCAGAGGAGGGAGUUCAGCAAGAACUGCUGGAAGGACUGAAGAAAAUCGAGACAGCGCUUGGCCAUGUUCUGGCUAUCCAGAAGAUCGCUGGGAAUCCAGCUGAAACUGCCGUCAAAUCAGUAAACGAUGGGCUGCAUAUUUCCGCGAAUAUUUUUGCUGGCAACCCAGCUGGAAAUGCUGGCUAUCCAGCAGGCCGCAACGGCGGAGAAGAGCUGAACGAACCUGACGAAAGCGCCCACGCACCCGAAAGAGCUGGCAACCCAGCUGGUGCUGGCUACCCAGCAGGGAACGCUCAAUUCGCUGAACAGAACAACAACAUGCAGCGCGAUGGGUUGCCAGCCGUAAACGAUGAAAAUACGCCGCGCUUCGGACGGUUGCGUCGGCGUCCUACUCGUCGGGAUGGUGAUCGCUCGCGCGGCUUCCAGGAGUUCCUUCACAUGAAAAAUGCCGAGCAGCGUCGUAUCCGCGAAGCCCGCGCUGUCGAAGACGACGCUUGCCGUCGUGGUCGUGACGAAGAGCGCGCUGCUCGUGAUCUCCGCCGCCGUCAGGAAGAUAUCAACUUGCAGCUGACUCGUGCUGCUGAAGACGCUGCCAUGGAUGCCCGCUGGCAACGCGAGGACAAUCGGGUAGAAACGGAGCGUGCCCGCGAAGAUCUGCGGAAAGCCGAAGAAUGGGACGAAGCCGUGCGCACUAUGCGUAACCAAAAGUAGCAUCCGCAGGGUAGCCUGCGCCGUCGGGUAGCCGACUGUGGGUUUUUGAUAUUCUGAGGUUGUCAUGAUGUCGACAGAAACAUCGGAAUUUUCUGUUGUAACCAACAUGUGUCUCAUUCGUUUAUCUCUUUUGUUUUUGAUCUACUUGUCCGUCGCGUUUUUUUUUACAGAAUUAAAGUAAUAGCUUUUUAAAAUUGUUUUGUUACAACAAGAUAAAUUCGUUUUGAUAGCAUUUACCAAAUCACAAGAAACUAUUUACGGCAGAACGAACGUAACUGCCACCCUACUUAAUAUCAAAAGAGCGCAAAUUUAUUCACGUCU